Molecule: messenger RNA, 5846 nt
Organism: Labrus mixtus (cuckoo wrasse)
Lineage: Eukaryota; Metazoa; Chordata; Actinopteri; Labriformes; Labridae
Gene: amigo1
Product: adhesion molecule with Ig-like domain 1
Exons: 2
Coding region: 608-2146 (512 amino acids)
Biological process (GO): brain development
Molecular function (GO): protein binding
Source: RefSeq, a predicted model, not a curated record
GCGCCAUUCACUGCACCACCAGCAGCAGCAGAAGCAGAAGCAGCACUGUACAUAGACAACAGCAGGUCAGCUACAGACCGAUCGUUCCUCAUGAUCUCAACGGUUGCUGAUGAGAGCCGAUAGGACCCGGACUUGCUCGAACAGCGCCAAUUAGCUGUGAGGGACAGAUGCGCGGCUUCGUUUCCGUGUGUUUGUGUACAAAGCAAUAUGUUCCGUUUGAAGCGAAGGGGCUGAUUAAAACAUAGUCGCUCAUCGACUGUGUUUGAAAGGAUGUGUUGUCUGCUCUUUACGUAACCCUCUUUGCGUAAUUUUGCACUGGAUGCCACGUGGACCCGGAUUAUUUGGCGAGGAGAGCUCCAGUGAUCUCCCUCCUCCCCGUUCCCGUUGUCCUCGGCAGCAGGCUCACAGACUCAUUCAGACGGAGAAUCUGAAUGCAGCAGCAUUGUAAACAGACGAGGAGCUGUCUUAAUGAAAGACAGCAUCGGUGCAUCCCGCUCUAAGCCUUUCAUCAGCGAUGCUUGGGAUUCCUGCAGCUGCUCUCUCUCCCAUGCUGUCUCUGAGAAUGGGAUCAUAGUAAAGUUCUCUGGGAUUUAGAUCAACUACUAGCAUGUUGCAGCCCUACAUCAAAGCAGGUGACAGCCUGUUGGAAGCAUUACCUCACUGGAGUAAGCGUCAGAGAUGGGCCUUCUCCCUCGCCCUCUGCAUGGCUCUCUUCUGGCUUCCAGGGGCGGCCGCAUCGACCCUGAACUGCCACAAAACCUGUAUCUGCGCCUCCAACAUAGUGAGCUGCUCCAAAAUGAACCUGACCAUCAUUCCGACUGAUCUGCCGCUCUACAUGGCCGUGCUGGAUCUCAGCUACAAUGACAUACAGCGGUUGAGAUCUGAGUGGACACCUUUCAGGCUCCCGAAGCUCCAUAACCUUCUGCUCAGCCAUAAUGGUCUCUCCUUUCUGUCUUCUGAGGCAUUUGUAUAUGUGAAGUACCUGCGCUACUUGGAUCUGUCCUCAAACAACCUGCGGCAGCUCGAUGAGUUAAUCUUCGAGCCUUUGGUCAACCUGGAGGUCCUUUUGCUCUACCACAACAAGAUUUCCCAGAUUGAUCGCUCAGCUUUUGUAACCAUGAUUAACCUUCAGAAGCUCUAUCUUAGUCAGAACCAAAUCUCCCGUUUCCCCCUGGAGCUGGUCAAGGAAAGAUCCCGCCUGGAGAAACUUAACCUCCUGGAUGUGUCCUCUAACAAGAUCAAGAUUUUACCCAUCGAUGAGCUCCAGGUGCUGCCUGCCUGGAUUAAAAACGGCCUCUACUUCCACAACAAUCCACUGCUGUGUCACUGUGAUCUCUACACGCUUUUGGCCCACUGGUACAUCCGAAAGCUCAACUCCGCCAUGGACUUCAAAGACGACUACACAUGCAUUCUGCCCGGCCCACAAAAAAUCCAAGAGCGUGUUUUUGAUCUCAGCGGUUACAACAUGAACUGCAGCACGUUCAAGGAGAAAGAUGAAGAGGCUUUUCUGGAGCAAAGGAUGGUCCUUAUCUGUGACACCAAACACAAGAAGAUGUCAAAGACCUGGAUGAUGCCUGGAAAUGUAAUGGUGACUCAUGAGAGCAACCAGACAGCCACAGUGUUGAAGGAUGGGAAUCUGCAGAUCAGUCCAGUGAGAGUAGAGGACUCUGGGACCUACACUUGCAUUGCCAUGAGCGAGGCCUUUAACGAGACCAUCUAUGUGGUCCUGAAGGUUCAUAAUUUCACCAUGCACGGGGGUGGGGAGACCCUGAACACAGCAUACACCACCUUAGUGGGCUGCCUGGCCAGUGUGGUGCUGGUCCUCAUGUACCUUUAUAUGACACCGUGUCGCUGCUUCUGCUGCCCUGAUAAAGGUAAAACACGAGGGGACGACAGCAUCCACUCAUCCAUGCUCAGCGUGACACCCACCCAUGAGGACCCAACGCUGAAGGCGGAGCUAAACCGGCACGUGGAGUUCAUAGACUCCAAGGACUUGCAGGGCCAGAAUGGAAAGCUGAACCCAAACGGGGACGACGAUGAUGAUGAUCUGGAUGCGGAGGCUGGUUCUCUUAUGAAGGGGAAGAGAAAGAAGUCAGUAGCAGAGUCCAUCAGCUCAGUCUUCUCAGACACUCCCAUGGUGGUCUGAGAUGACGUCAGCAAAGACGCCAGAUGUGACUUCAUGUGAACAGUACAAAGUUUGCCAUGUUUACGUUCAUCUAAUCUGUGACUAAACCUGAACAGGGGAAAUAAGGACGGAUUUUCAUAUCUUGUUGCCGGCAAGUGGAAAUAAGGAUAUCAAAGGGAUUACAUUUACAAACUAUCUUGUUGUCUGCAAUGACAACAAGCAAGACUUUUCCAGCAUAUUAAUGUGUAGCAAUUAUUAUUCAUACUGUGAAGGGAUGGCAGCGAAUAGGAAAGGUGGAAACUACUGAAGUCUUAUGAGUAAAAAGUAGAUGAUAUGUUGUGAAUGUCAGCACUCAGGAAGUGAUAAAACAAACUGUUUAAGUGUGGGGAAAUACAAAGGAAACACAUCACGCACAGGUUGAAAGUAGAUUUUAAAAAUCUUUAUUGAAACCAUUGCCGGUUGAUAAUUAUAUCUAUCAAUACAACUAGAUUAGAGCAUAGAUACAAAGCCGCUCCUCUAUCAGGGACCGACACUUAGAAAGACAGCCCGCUGUCUACUGGCUGUGAAUACAUCCUUAUAUUAUGCUUGAGUCAUCUAAAGAGAAACAGCAUGUCAUAAGGCAAAAUAAUACACGUCCCAGAGUGAUCUUUGCAGGUCAGCUCCCUCCUACACCAUAGCUGUCAGCUACUUGCACUCUGAUGGAGUUCAUCAGACCUAAUGUUAUUCUGAUUCAUAGUAUAUGUGUAGCCAUAAAGAAGAAAGAUAUUUUCUCUCAAAUUAAAUUUAGGCCAUGUAGACAUUAAAAAUAGUUGACCUGUUCAAGGCUGGUCAUUGCUUAUCUAAGUAGUAACCUCUAUAUUUCAAAACUACAUCAACACCCAAAAGAAACGUCCAGAGCCUUAUUCAGUAAAAACAUGGAACGCCUUCAGAGUGAAGAGUAGUCCUCAAUAUUUUAUUUAUGUUCUGCAUACUGACAGGUAUCAUGGUACUUACAAGGUGACUAGACGUUUGCUUCAUAACAAUGGACAUGCCCCUUACUGCGGUUUAAAUCCCCCUCCUGGUCAAAUUAUAGUGUUCCUAGCAGGAGGUUGACGUCUAAGCUAACAGUAACGGCUGCUAGCUUUAGCGAACAUGUUCCUCCCUGGAUUUGAAGUAAGCCCCUUUCAUAAAAGUCUGAAUGUACAUAUGCUAAACAUCAGAAACCUCUGGGCAGUCGUAGGUCAUAAAUAAUAGAUUAAAGCACUUUGUCUGGCAUUGUGCUUAGCUGCAUGAUUACCAGGGUCACUCUGUUUUGAAAAGUAGUUUUUUCUUUUGCCUUGUGGUCGGUAGAGAAAGCCGCAGAGAGGUUGUGUAAUUGUAAAUUGAGUUAAAGAUGCAAGAUGCCCCCGUAUGCUCGGCACAUUUCACAAACGAGGUUUAAAACAAGAGAGUGUGUCUUUCCCUAAACAAGAAGGAGAGGUUUAAUUAAACCGCACGGUGUACGUGUAAUAAUACAUCAAGGCCAGAAAGGCUUAAAUGCUAAUUGGAUCUUUUGAUAGAUUUCAGCUUCCCUCUUUGUUAUCACAGCCACACAAAGCCACUCUCUCGAUUCAGCCCAGAUGUGUUUGUUUGUGUUUCUCAGUCAUUAUGUGCCUGUUCAUAUAAAGUUCAAAGCAAUCAUUCAGCCAGGCAAUGGAUGUGUUGCCCUUUAAGUUGUCUUUUAUUUGUUUUUGAGGGAAACGCCAACAGCAUUGAUUGAACAUUAGCUCUCCCACUCAUUUAUACGGCUGGAAAGUCAAAUAUAAGAAUUUGGAAAGCAACAUGUUAGUAUUUGAAUGCACAAUGCUGCUUUGUUUUCCACUUUAUGCAGAUAUUUGUGUAAAAAAAAAAUCACAUACAUCUUGCAUUCAAAUGUCGGCAUAGAGAUCAAUAGUGUUUUGCGCAAACGUGAUGUUAUAUUUAGCAUCUCUUGUGUGGGAGAGAAAAGGGAAGUCACACUUGUCAGAGAGGUUGGUGUGUAAAUCAUCCCGUUUCUCACACAUAGGGAUACCAGGUGGAGAGAGGGAGAGCAGCAAAAAAAUACCACAGGAUGCACUUAAAUAAAGCCACAUUUAGCACAACCCCAGACAGGCCAGUUUUGUGAAUCCAGGCUCCAGGUUUUGCCCCAUGGAAUUGAAAUAUGAGUUGUUUCCUGCUUUUUCAUUCGGAGAUCAAUCUAAAAAAAAAAAACCCACAGAUUUCACCACCUGGCCACUCAAGGCCUCAUGAGAAUCUAUUGAUGCUGUCGCAGAAUCUGAAAAUAUCCUGGGUGUAAAGUAGCAGGCAUGAAACUGCCAGACCAUCAAGAAUAAGCAUGUGUUCGCCCUGAUGGGAGCCACUGUCAAUCAAGGUAAAUCUGUUUUUACUACUAGGCGGUCUUCUCCACUUGGUUGUCACUUAAUUUACAAGUUCAGUUCUGUACAGAGACGAAUGAAGUGCUAUUGGUCCUGACAUAGAGGAGAAGCCAGGCUUUGUUCUGUCCAAAGCAAAUCUGCCUUCUUAUAUACAGUAUAUAAAGUAUAUAUAUAUAUAUAUAUGUAUUAAGACUCACUGUUCAGUAUUGAUUAGUUGUGUACUGCUAUGUUCUACCAGUGUACUGACUGUAUUCUUGUGUAACCUGUAAUGUUGAUCAUUUUGCAUUUUGUCUGCCACUGUGCUACUGUUAGCUGUUUCGACAUUCAAGUCUUGACAUACAUGUUUAUUUUUUAAGCGGAGUUGGGUUUAGUUUUCUCAUUGAAAGGAUGUAUUUUACACUUGAAUCUACUAAAGAAUAAGCUUAAAAGAAAAACUAACAAACAUACAUAUAUAUGUAUAUAUAUAUAUAUAUAUAUAUCGAAAAUGUUUGUAACAAAACUGCAUAGGAAGAUUUCCAGUUUUGAAAUCAAGUGAGUGUAAAACGUCCUCAUGGGCAGUGAUUAUGUAGCCGGCAGUUCUUUUCAGUCAGUAUUUGACUUUUCUUAUUAAGCCAUAAAGAAGUCAGGAGAACAGACAGGUGUCUUUGUCAGGUGUUAAGGGUGACUUUUCCAAUAAAUACUUUAUGACAAUUGAAGCAACCAUUUUCUGUCUAUAAAAAGUGGAAGGACAUUUUUAUAAUAGCCAGAGAAAGAAAGGAAAAUCAAGACAUCUCAACAGCCACGAAUGAAUUUCAAUGGAAUAAACACACAAUAGGGUUUUAAAAUGAUUUGAAGACAGAGGGUCAAUAAAUCUUCUCAGGAGCAAUGUUUUGAGGUUUGAAUUGAUGUUAAAUCACAAUCACUGCAUUUUAAAGCAGCUUCAAUAAGACAUUAUCUUUGGUUUGAGGACUGUGCAGUUCACAGCCCCUGUGCUGUUUGCAUGAAUGGAUCAUUAUCUGUUCAGGGGAAGGGAUUGAUCUCUCGCUGCCAAACAUCUUUUUUCCAUUUAUCUCACUAUGAAGUAGCAAACUAUACAGGAAGACAUCUUCGAGGUGGUGGGGAUAAAAGCUCUCUGCACAUGAGAGCUCUAAUCUGCAUUAAAAGCUUGGAGUUUAUUGACCACAUCCUCGGAAGAUGAGCUGGUUGGUUCUUGCCAUAAAAUCCGAUCGGUCUCGCAGCUAAAGUGGAAUGGCUUUGCAUGGUAUGCUUAAGAGCUUCUCUGACUGCAGGAUAGGUGAAACCUUGUAGGCAUUAAAGAUUAGAAUACCAAGUUAUCAGUUGACUUAAUAAAGAUCAAUAUUUACACUUUG